Molecule: messenger RNA, 498 nt
Organism: Gossypium raimondii (Peruvian cotton)
Lineage: Eukaryota; Viridiplantae; Streptophyta; Magnoliopsida; Malvales; Malvaceae
Product: classical arabinogalactan protein 6-like
Exons: 1
Coding region: 1-498 (165 amino acids)
Source: RefSeq, a predicted model, not a curated record
AUGGCCCGCCAAGAUCUUAUUGUUGUUGCACUUGUUUUCAUUGCCGUGGUUGGCGCAUUUGCCACCGAUAAAUCACCUUCACCAACCCCUUCCAAUUCUUCUUCCCCUGCAAAGUCGCCAUCUUAUUCUUCCUCGACUUCCUCCACCAAGUCCUCUUCCGACGGAAGAGCACCCAAAUCAGCUCCUGUUGGAGCCCCAAAGAGUUUUUCAAGCUCUUCCUCUCCUGGCCAUAGCAAGAGCGGUAGCCCUGAGAGUAAGGAAGGAUUCUCUUUUGACACUGAGUCAGUUGAGGAUGUCUCAUCCCCGCCUUCACCAAAUGUCGCUGACAAAGUUUUGACUCUUCUCCAUGCCCUAAAAAGCAAGGGCGAUGCAGUUUAUAGUGAAAGCCCGACUUCCAAUAAUAACAGUCCUGCACCGGCACCAUUUAAUUCUGAUGCAACUAAAGCCAUCAUUGGCAUUGUCAAUAUUGUAGUUUUUACUGGAUUCUUCCUCUUUUAA